AUGACGAACCCCAACGUGACGCUUCUGCUUGGCAGCUGUUUGCUGUACCUAGUGCUCACCGUACAGUCGGCACCCGGUAAACUCAACGGCCGUGUGGUUGGCGGAGAGGAUGCGGCCAAGGCGCAGUUUCCCCACCAGGUGUCCCUGCGAAAUGCCGGCUCCCACAGCUGCGGCGGCUCGAUCCUGACCAGAAACUUCAUCCUGACCGCCGCCCAUUGUGUGUCCGAUGAGGAUGAGAAUAACGUGAUUACGCCCGUUGCCGCGGAUCGUUUCACCAUUCGGGCGGGUUCCAACGAUCGCUUCAGCGGCGGAGUGCUGCACCAGGUGGCCGAGGUGAUCAUCCACGAGGGCUACGGCAACUUCCUCAACGAUGUGGCCCUGCUGCGCCUGGAGACCCCUCUGAUCUUCUCCAGCAGCAUUCAGCCCAUCGAUCUGCCCAGCGUGGACACGCCCGCUGAUGUGGACGUCAUCAUUUCCGGCUGGGGAAGGAUCAAGCAUGCGGGUGACCUGCCCCGCUAUCUGCAGUACAACACCUUGAAGUCCAUAUCCACGGAGGAGUGCGAGGAGCUCAUCGAGUUCGGAUUCGAGGGCGAGCUGUGCCUGCUCCAUGUGGUGGACAACGGCGCCUGCAAUGGCGACUCCGGCGGUCCGGCCGUCUACAACAACCAGCUGGUGGGCGUGGCCGGGUUCGUGGUGGGCGGCUGUGGCUCUAGCUAUCCGGACGGAUAUGCCCGGGUAUUCUACUUCAAGGACUGGAUCAAAAACCACUCGGAUGUCUGAGGACCUUACAGAAAAUAAUAAUAAAUAUAGAACCUCUUAAACAA
This is a messenger RNA of Drosophila subpulchrella, 824 nucleotides long. RefSeq names its product serine protease SP24D-like. Gene Ontology annotation, biological process: proteolysis. Bases 1 to 780 code for a protein of 259 amino acids. The transcript has a single exon. NCBI's taxonomy places the organism in Eukaryota, Metazoa, Arthropoda, Insecta, Diptera, Drosophilidae. Gene Ontology annotation, molecular function: serine-type endopeptidase activity. The record is from RefSeq and is a predicted model, not a curated record.